ACUGUGUUGAUGUGAGUCAUGAAGUGGGGAAGCUUCAUGAUAUCUGUUAGUUACAUGUAUUACCAUAUUCACCAUGUCUCCCGGCUGUCAUAUAUUUUACACAUAAUGCGGUUAAUGUGCUUUUAAAAGACGCCACAACUGUUUUUCCAACAGGUUUUUUAGGCUAAAUAUAGCCGUUAUCAGCGGCCGCAGCAUGAGUGUGCAGUUCAGUGUAACUGAAAGUCAGGGGGGGGGAACAGAUUAAGACACGAAACCAGAAGCUGCAAGAAGACCAUUGAGAAAAAAGAGCCGUUCCUCAGACUGACCUCAGCUCACUUCACAUCCUGCUUUUCAAAUCCACUCACGGUCCUGAAGUCGGAAGAAGAGAAUGAGAAAAAGGAGAGGAUGGGGACGGGGAGCGUCUGAAGUGUAGAGAGCGACAGGGACACAGAGGAUGGACGACAGAAACAGAGCAAUGAUCGUGGUGUUUCUGCUCUGCGCCACUGCAGAGACGGCGGCAGAAGGCCGCUCUCUGGACGUGUGUGCCAGCUGCCACUUUGACGCCACAUGUAACGACUUGCCCUACGGAUCUGGAAAAAUGUGUAACUGCAAGUACGGGUUUAUUGGAAACGGGAGAACUUUCUGUGUAGAUAAAGAUGAGUGUCAGCUCCGUGGGAUCUGUGGGCCGUACAGCACCUGCCACAACACGCGUGGCAGCUACUACUGUACCUGCCUGGCUGGCUACAGCCCCUCCAACAACAAGGACACCUUCAUCCCAAACGAUGGGACCUACUGUCAGGACGUUGAUGAGUGCAGGAUCACAGGCCAGUGUGGAGAGGGAGGUCAGUGCAGGAACCUGAACGGCAGUUUUUCCUGCAGCUGCCAGCUGGGAUAUGAAAUCCACGACGGAGUGGAGCCCUUCAACCCUCACAGAGACAAAGCCUCCUGCAAACUGGUGGACUGUGGCCAGCCGGCCUCAGGGGAGGACACGGUGCUGCUGUCAGUCACAGGGACCUCAUACGGCAGCAUGGCCGUGUUCGACUGUGAUGAAGGUUUUGUGUGGAGGAGUGGAGACCGGAGCUCAGUGUGUGGAGCUGAUGGACGGUGGAGAAGACUCUCCAUGGUCUGUGAAGACGUCGACUGUGGCUCUCCCCCGGCCGUCCCUCACUCUCGUAUGCAGUGGGAUAAGAGCUCGAGGAUGAGCACCGAGGUGCUUUAUCAAUGCAUCUCUGGAUAUCAUAAUAUUGGAAAUGGAAACAUAUCAGUCUGUACUGCUGCUGGACAGUGGGAGAGACCGGCCGUGCUCUGCCAAGAGACUUCGUGUGGACGUCCUCCCGUAGUACAGUCCACAGAGCAGGUGUGGGACAGCAGCUCAGCCCCCGGCAGCAGCGUGCUCUAUGUUUGUAAAGAGGGCUUUUAUAACAAAGGAGGAGAUAAUGAAUCGAUCUGUAAUGAACACGGUCAGUGGACCCCCCCGACUCUGUCCUGCCAAGAAGUUGACUGUGGUGUUCCUGCACUCGUCCCUCAUUCAGUCAUGCUGUGGGAUGAAGUGUCCACUGUGGGCUCGCAGGUUGUUUAUCAGUGUAACUCUGGAUAUGUCCAUGUCGGAGAGGGAGGUGUCUUAGUUUGUACCGCCAGUGGAGAAUGGGACGGAGCCUCGCCGCUCUGUCAAGAAGUUGACUGUGGUGUUCCUGCACUCGUCCCUGAUUCAGUCAUGCUGUGGGAUGAAGUGUCCACUGUGGGCUCGCAGGUUGUUUAUCAGUGUAACUCUGGAUAUGUCCAUGUCGGAGAGGGAGGUGUCUUAGUUUGUACCGCCAGUGGAGAAUGGGACGGAGCCUCGCUGCUCUGUCAAGAAGUUGACUGUGGUGUUCCUGCACUCGUCCCUGAUUCAGUCAUGCUGUGGGAUGAAGUGUCCACUGUGGGCUCGCAGGUUGUUUAUCAGUGUAACUCUGGAUAUGUCCAUGUCGGAGACGGAGGUGUCUUAGUUUGUACCGCCAGUGGAGAAUGGGACGGAGCCUCGCCGCUCUGUCAAGAAGUUGACUGUGGUGUUCCUGCACUCGUCCCUCAUUCAGUCAUGCUGUGGGAUGAAGUGUCCACUGUGGGCUCGCAGGUUGUUUAUCAGUGUAACUCUGGAUAUGUCCAUGUCGGAGAGGGAGGUGUCUUAGUUUGUACCGCCAGUGGAGAAUGGGACGGAGCCUCGCCGCUCUGUCAAGAAGUUGACUGUGGUGUUCCUGCACUCGUCCCUGAUUCAGUCAUGCUGUGGGAUGAAGUGUCCACUGUGGGCUCGCAGGUUGUUUAUCAGUGUAACUCUGGAUAUGUCCAUGUCGGAGAGGGAGGUGUCUUAGUUUGUACCGCCAGUGGAGAAUGGGACGGAGCCUCGCUGCUCUGUCAAGAAGUUGACUGUGGUGUUCCUGCACUCGUCCCUCAUUCAGUCAUGCUGUGGGAUGAAGUGUCCACUGUGGGCUCGCAGGUUGUUUAUCAGUGUAACUCUGGAUAUGUCCAUGUCGGAGAGGGAGGUGUCUUAGUUUGUACCGCCAGUGGAGAAUGGGACGGAGCCUCGCCGCUCUGUCAAGAAGUUGACUGUGGUGUUCCUGCACUCGUCCCUCAUUCAGUCAUGCUGUGGGAUGAAGUGUCCACUGUGGGCUCGCAGGUUGUUUAUCAGUGUAACUCUGGAUAUGUCCAUGUCGGAGAGGGAGGUGUCUUAGUUUGUACCGCCAGUGGAGAAUGGGACGGAGCCUCGCUGCUCUGUCAAGAAGUUGACUGUGGUGUUCCUGCACUCGUCCCUCAUUCAGUCAUGCUGUGGGAUGAAGUGUCCACUGUGGGCUCGCAGGUUGUUUAUCAGUGUAACUCUGGAUAUGUCCAUGUCGGAGACGGAGGUGUCUUAGUUUGUACCGCCAGUGGAGAAUGGGACGGAGCCUCGCCGCUCUGUCAAGAAAUCAGUUGUGAAGAGCCUGUUUUUAAAGCUCAUGCUAACAUGCUUUGGGACGGCACGUCACACAUGGGCAGUGUGGUGUUGUACCAAUGUGAGGACGGAUAUCACACCAGGAGCCGGAGAAACUCCUCAGUCUGUGCAGAGAGUGGACUGUGGGAGGAUGUCGAUCUUUGGUGUGAAGAAAUAAGCUGCGGCCCCCCCCUAACCCUCCCCCAUACUAACCUGCUGUGGGAUGGCAGCGGUGCACCGGGGAGUGUGCUGCUGUAUGAGUGCGUGGAUGGAUUUUACCAGGAGGCUGGAAAUAACAUGUCGACAUGUUUACUGUCAGGACAGUGGGGGGAAGUGUCUGUGCAGUGCAAAGCUAAAUGUGGCCCGGCUCCCUUCCUCCCCAAAUCCGAGGUGGUUUGGCACAACAUGAGUGUCGUGAUCCACCGCUGUGUGAGUGGACAUCACAGCUGGAGGGGCGGCAACGUGUCUGUGUGUGGCAGCUCUGGGGAGUGGCAGACAGCGACACUGAGAUGCAUCGAAAUAAAGCCACCUGUCAGUCACCUUUGUGUCCUCAAAGAAAAAUGUCUGCGCUGGAGAGCGGAGAAGUAUGAGGAGGAUACUGAAGAUUACAAGGUGACGUACGUGGGAUCCAGAGACUUCCAGAGGUCCUUUCAUGAUAGGAGGAAGCAGUUUGUGAGCUCGAAGGCCGACCAGCUGGAGCUCUGUCUGAACCUGCUUCCUGUCACAAACUACAGCAUCUCCAUCACUGCAGUGUCCUCCAGGUUCACAGCCAGCAUCACCACCAGCACCAGCUUACCAGUGCCUCCAGCACCAGCUGUGUACUACAGAGAAUUUGAAACUCCUGUACCGACCUUGAGGCUCCGCAGAUCAGCCAACACACUGGACCCAAUAAGUUUGUACCAGGUGUUUGUGCUUCCUGUGGAGGGGAUUGUGAUGUUUGACUGUUCCUCUCCUGCGAGCUCAAACCCCAAAAUAAAGUCCUCAGCAGAAUACAUCACUGCCCAGUUUGAUGUCCGACAUGUCGGGACAGAGAUGAACUUCACUGUCGGGGAUGGACUCGACUAUGGAGGCUUCUUCAAUGCACCACUGGAGAACGGCAGGAACUAUUAUAUCAUGUUACGCGCUGUCAGUCAGUGGAAAUCGGCUUUAAAAAGUUCCUGCGUCCUGUGGGCUGAAGUAAGAGGUACAUCGUAUGUUCUGAGGGUUUCUUCUCUGUCUGCGGCGGCGUUAAUCGGACUGGUGGCCUUUUUCAUGAUGUGCGGAUACAGUUCCAGCUGGUUUUUCAAGAGGACAUGCCACUCCUAAGUGCUGAUGUCAUUUUAUUUGUGUUGUUUUUUAAUUACAGUCUUGACUUCCUAUCUGUACGUUUUGUUUUGUACAUUUUGUAAAUAAUUAUAAUAAACAUUGUCUUUCACUGCA
Molecule: messenger RNA, 4339 nt
Organism: Cottoperca gobio
Lineage: Eukaryota; Metazoa; Chordata; Actinopteri; Perciformes; Bovichtidae
Product: sushi, von Willebrand factor type A, EGF and pentraxin domain-containing protein 1-like
Molecular function (GO): calcium ion binding
Source: RefSeq, a predicted model, not a curated record